AUGAGCCAUAAAUCUAAAGAAGAUAUUGGCGUAGCUGGAGGGGAAAAUCUCGCCCGGUUCGAGUCGGUCGAGCAGGGUAAGAUUAUUGAUCUCGACGAGCGUCAUCUUCGCGCCCAAGGACACAACUCAGAGCUCGAGAGAUCUUUCUCCUGGCUGGGAGCGAUUGCUCUUGCCUACAGCAUAUCCAACUUAUGGUUGACAUACGCCUCCUGCUUCGGCCUCGUGCUUAUCUACGGAGGAGGUGCAACCACCAUGUUCAGUCUCAUCAUCGCGGCAUCCGUCCAAUGGAUCGUCUUCCUGGGCUUGGGCGAGUUGUGCUCCGCGUUCCCCUCGUCCGGUGGCCAGUAUCACUUCGUUUACAUUAUCGCCCCGGACAAGACCAGGAACUUCGCCGCGUACGUGACCGGAAUCAUCAACAUUCUCGGCUGGUGGAUUUCAACGAGCUCCGGCUUGAUAUACACGGCUAUUUCGGCCUUUGGUUGCGCCGCAGUCUGGUUCCCGGACUUCGCGCAAAAGCAAUGGCAGGUCUAUCUCUGCUACCUUGGCGUCAUCAUUCUGUCACUCAUUCCCAUCUACACGGUCAAACAAAGACAUAUCGACUACAUGACCAAGGCGGCCAUGGGAUUCUCCCUUACCGGCAUGAUUCUCACCAUCGCCGUGUGUCUCGGCAUGUCUAACGGAAACUAUGCUCCCGGCACCAUCCUCCUCGAAAACCGCGGAGUCAGUGGAUGGAAUCCUGGUGUAGGCUGGCUUCUAUCCAUUGCCGCUGCGCUUUACUGCUUCACGGCCAACGGCGCCGUCACCCACAUCGCGGAAGAAUUGCCAGAUCCAGGCCGCAAGCUCCCCCAGGUCUUGAACAUGACUAUGGGAAUGGGUUUGUUCGUUUCGAUCCCGUGGAUCGCUGCUAUGCUCCUCUCCAUUCGUGACCUCGAGGCCGUCCAAUCUUCUUUCCUGCCAAGUAUCGAGGUCUUCUACCAGGCUACGGGGAGCAAGGCGGCCGCAACCGCCCUGCAAGCGUACUUGACGUUUCUAUACUACACAUGCGUCCCCAGCCAGUGGGUGACGUGCAGCCGAAUCACCUGGGCCUUGGCUCGUGAUCAUGGUCUUCCGUUUUCGAAAUACUGGCAACACAUCGACCCCAAGCGUGGCAUCCCAUGGAGAACGACCGUUCUCUCUGCCGUGUUCUGCACCUUCUAUGGCCUCUUAUACGUCGCAAGUACAGCCGCGUUCAACUCCAUCAUCAACGCGACUUGUCUCAUGUUGAACAUCUCAUACGUGGUUCCCCAGGCAAUCUUGCUAGUUGAAGGCCGUGACAAGCUUCCAAGGCGGACUUUCGACCUAGGCAGAUGGGGAUACGCGGUCAACCUCUAUUCAGUCAUCUUCUUGAUUGUCAUUGGCGUCGUGUUCUGCCUGCCACAAACCUACCCAACAACGGUUGGAUCGAUGAAUUAUAUCUGCCGACAGACCGACGAUGCGGACGAGGAUUCGCAACCCGCCUCAAGCGACGACGGUGUCUUGGACUUGCCACUCACGUCGAUUGUGCGUAUACCAUCUCCAACCCAGCCUAGAAUGGAACGCAUGCUGCUGCACCACUACACGAACCAGGUAGCAUUUCUUUUGAUGCCAGUGGACUCGGAAGCUAAUCCUUGGCGUUGCGUAUAUCCACUGGUAGCUGUUCAACAGUCCUCUGGCGCAAGUCAGAGUUUAUAUCACGCCCUUCUCUCUCAGUCGGCUUUCCACCUCUCCGUGCUCCAUGCGGACGAUAAUGCCGAGAAGUAUAAGCUGCGUGCUAUGAAUCACUUCUAUUCUGCUCUGAAACUACUGCUGGACAGUCUGGGUCACGAGGUGCAAGACUUCGCCGCUUGUGCCGCUGUCCUUUACACGCUCACGCAAAUCGAGGGAUGUUACGCGCCCGACCUGAAAGGUUGGCGCAAGCAUCUCAGCGGCAUGUCCGGGCUAGUUACCAUGUUUUCGCAAUCCAAUCCGUGGAUGGCGUCCUCUGACUCUUGGGUGAUCGCGCAGAGCCUCGCCAUCACUUUCGAAAUAGGAUAUACGGGCUCCGGAGGCUUUUUCGACCACCUUGGAAUCACUGAAACCUCUGAAAUCCUCCUCAGAUCCGUGUCGGUCUUGGACCAAUUCGGCUACACUAUCGGCGCAAGCGGAGCCAUCAUACAGAUGAUUUCGCAAACCAGACGGCUCUCCCUGGCCCUUUCGCGCGGCGAAUCGUCGGUCCAAGGGCACCUCCAAGCCAAGAAGAUCAUUGACGCCAUAGAAUCUUCGGACCCCAAACCAGGCUCGUCGAUCACUCAGACGCCGGACAAUCGUCAAGAGUAUCUGAGCAGUUUGCACCGACGGAUAUUCCGCAAUGCUGCCAUGAUUUAUCUGUAUCGCACCAUCUACGACGUACCGCCCAAAGCCAUCCGAGUUCGCAUAUCCGAAGUACUGCGCGACACGACGGAAUUCUUCGAGUUGCAAGGCGGUAGCGUCUCGCUAUGGCCUGUCUUCAUCGCUGCGGUGGAGACAGGCACGGAAUGGGAGAAGGAUAUGGUUCAAAAGUGGCUGGAUUACUCCUGUAAGCUGGGCAUCAGUAAUCGCCUUGCAGCACGCCGAAUCAUCGAACACGUUUGGAAGCUGCGCGAGGAGGAAGCCGUAUUAAGAGGCACUAGUCCGCAAGACGUCGUCGUGGACUGGCGAAAGGUCCAGGUUGAGCUUGGAAUUGACCUACUUUUGCUUUGA
Molecule: messenger RNA, 2736 nt
Organism: Colletotrichum karsti
Lineage: Eukaryota; Fungi; Ascomycota; Sordariomycetes; Glomerellales; Glomerellaceae
Product: Choline transport protein
Exons: 8
Coding region: 1-2736 (911 amino acids)
Biological process (GO): amino acid transport; transmembrane transport
Cellular component (GO): membrane
Molecular function (GO): transmembrane transporter activity
Source: RefSeq, a predicted model, not a curated record